AUGAAGAGCAGCAAACCAGUACAUCUGCGCGAAGUCUGGGCAGACAACCUCGUAUAUGAGUUUUUUCUAAUCAAAGAAGCGAUCUCUCGCUUCCCCUUGGUUGCUUUGGACACAGAAUUCCCUGGUACUAUCUUUCAAUUAAAUCGUGACAAGAGUUGGCUGUCUCAUGCCACUCCCUAUGAAAACUACUGUCUCAUGAAGUGGAAUGUUGAUCUCUUGAAAAUAAUUCAACUUGGGAUGGCUCUUUCUGAUUCACAUGGAAAUCUUCCAAGUUUCGGAACAGAAUUCCACUAUGCGUGGCAGUUUAAUUUCCGGGAUUUCAAUAUCAAGCACGAUCAUCACAAUGAAGAGUCUAUUGGGUUACUUGAACGCCAAGAGUUGCCAAGUGAUAUGCGGUCAUUUUUGGGGAUGAUGAGGUUUUUCUUUGGGGUUCGAGUUUAUGAUACAAAAUUCAUGAUGGGAUGCAUUAGUGGCUUGCACGGUGGAUUGGAGAGGGUGGCUAUGUUACUUGGUGUUGAACGAAUAACGGGAAGCAGGCACCAGGCAGGAUCUGAUAGCUUGUCAAGUCUACAAACAUUCGUGAGAUUUAAGGAGUCGUGUGCUAAAAUUGAUCUCGAGAAAUUGAAUGGCUAUGAGGGAAUGAUGUUUGGACUGUGUGAAGGCUGGUUAGGGUUCACUUACGCACCUGAUACAUUCAUGGGAACUCUAGUUUGA
Populus nigra (black poplar) is the source of this 714-nucleotide messenger RNA. Its product is annotated as probable CCR4-associated factor 1 homolog 2. The coding region runs from base 1 to 714 and encodes 237 amino acids. Gene Ontology annotation, molecular function: poly(A)-specific ribonuclease activity; nucleic acid binding. Gene Ontology annotation, cellular component: CCR4-NOT core complex; CCR4-NOT complex; P-body. The transcript has 2 exons. NCBI's taxonomy places the organism in Eukaryota, Viridiplantae, Streptophyta, Magnoliopsida, Malpighiales, Salicaceae. The record is from RefSeq and is a predicted model, not a curated record.